Amphiprion ocellaris (clown anemonefish) is the source of this 4936-nucleotide messenger RNA. It is a transcript of the gene senp7, whose product is annotated as SUMO specific peptidase 7. Gene Ontology annotation, cellular component: nucleus; cytoplasm. Lineage: Eukaryota; Metazoa; Chordata; Actinopteri; Pomacentridae. The coding region runs from base 199 to 3243 and encodes 1014 amino acids. The transcript is spliced from 23 exons. Gene Ontology annotation, molecular function: SUMO-specific endopeptidase activity. Gene Ontology annotation, biological process: protein desumoylation. The record is from RefSeq and is a predicted model, not a curated record.
CCGUUCAGCGGAUGUUGCUAAGGAAUAUUGCAGCGCUCGUUGAGUCGGACAGAGGAAAAUGUGUGCCUUCUGUGCUUGCAAGCUGCUGCUGGAUACGUUCGUGGGAAAUUAGCCGUCUGCAUUUUACAGAUCCUGCGUGUAAAUUUCCCGGGAGGCCUGGCCUGAGUGUUCUCGCUGUGCCUUACCAAAUCGUGGACCAUGAUGGAGCGACGAAGAGCCUUAACUAUUCCUUUUACUGUUGACAAAGAUAACCUGAUGGAAAACCCACUCAGAAUCCCCAUGACAUGUCUUUCACCAGACUGUGGAAAGUUAGAAAGACAGGUUUCCUGGACUGCAUUUGCUGGCUGCAAAUUGAGACACAGUAGUUUACGGCAUAAAAAUGGGUCCAUGACGUUGGAGCACAACCGCGCAGCUAUGAUCACCAUGGAGAUGAACAGGAGGCGACCCCUUCUGGUCCUAAGAGAUGUCCUAAAGACAGAAGCAGGCCAGGCUUACAUAGCCAGGAUAAAAAAGAGCCAUACGAUGAGCAACAGAGGACUAAGUACGCGGAGGGAGAGAGUUCGGAGCAAAGAGGUUCCUCUGACCUACAGUGACACUAAGACCAGGAAUAGCAGGAGCAACAGUGAGACCCCUAAACGAAACCAGAAGACCACCCCCAUAUCAACUCCAAGGUCAAAACCCAGGAAAGGACAACCAAAGGCUGAGGAAGAAGAGGACAAAGAAGAAAGCAAAGACAUCGAGGAGGUGGUGCUAGGAAAGAACAACGGAGAAGACGACAAAUUCGCUGAGGUUGUAGAUUGUGGACUGUCAGUAAGCUGGGAGCCCACAGAGAGCACAGCCGGCUGUGAAGACUUCUCCCCCACUGGCAUCAAGGACAGGUGGACCGAUUCAGAAAAAGACGUGCAGCAGAAUUUGAAGAGGAAAAGGAAAGAUUCACAGUCGCAGUGCAAUGGAACCAGCAGCCCCAAACGCCACCGCGAGAGCGUGCUUCGCCUCACGGGGGAAGACGGCAGAAACGGGGGACCGGUACCACCGAGUAUUUGUCAGGAGGAAAGUGGAGAAGAUGUAGAUCUGGAGAACCUGGACCGCUGCAUCGUACAGUUCACGGUCGGAGGAGACGAUGAAGCUAGCCCUGCUGAACCCAUUGUGCUGUCCAGCGAUGAUGAGGAGAGCGGCGUUGUUUCUCAAGCCACCCGUACGCUGGUCAGUGUGAAAGACACGGUAAUACAGGGACAGCCCUCAGUGAAAGCUGCCAAACAACGACGAGCGUCUCACAUACAGGACAUGCAGGUGCUGCAGGUCGAUGCCGGAGAGGUUCCUCACUCAGUGACAGGUUGUAUGAACUACUCCUACAUGGGGUUGGCCUUCUCUACUCUGCACUGUGGAGGUUACCAGGGGAAAGUGAACGGAGGCGUCAUGGUAGGAGAGGAAAAAAUCAUGAUACCACUGACAGACACUAGCGAGCAGUUUGCACUGAUCUUGAGCUUCGAGCGGAAGGAGCUGAGGAGGUACAGCGUUUGGGAGAAGCAGGAGCUGGAGGCACGAGAGAUUCGCUUCAGCGACGACGAGGAGCCUUGUCCUGCCACCGUCCUGCUGCUGUGUUUGUCAGAAACUGCUGCAGCUGAAAUCCAGGAGCAAAUCAGCCAUCUGUGUGUCGUCCAUGAUGAAGCUGCAGACGCUGGGAAAGCCAGCCCAUUCGUCCUGCUGACUCUCAAAGAUCCUCUGGAGGGAAUGGAGGGAGCGUUACUGCGCUCUUUACUGGACAUUGACUGCCUCAAUAAUCUGGCACAUGGACAAGCUAUUGUAACCCCUGAUGUGGACAGAGCGAGCAGUUUGGAAGACAACCACUCUCCUCUUCUUUCUCUGGAUGAUAGCUUGGAGCUGAUCAGAAGAACUGGACUGGACUCUCACCUGCUCUCCAUGCUGGGCGUGACGAGCACCGACACUGAACUCAACAAAGACACGAGCGGUUCACAUUCUGACAGGGACAAAAGCCUCGUAACGCACACUCAGCAGGAGGAGGAAUCACCGAAGGAGUCGGUGCCGGAGCCAGAGACGAAACCAGAGCAGGAAACGGAACUUAAACCAAAGGAGGAUCAGAAAGAACAAGAGCCGGAACCUCCCGCUGAUAAGAAAAAGGAGGAACCCAGUCCUGCAUACACACUGUGCCAUCGUAGAACCAAAGGAUCCUACUCUGUGUCGCUGUGCAAACCAGACUCCAGCUGGACUAAAUAUAAACAUCAGGGUUUGGCCCGCAGGUUGAUCCAGUUUCCUCCUCCGCCAUUGAAAGGAGGAAUAUCAGUAACAAUGGAGGACCUGCAGUGCCUUGACAGUGGGCAGUACCUCAAUGAUGUCAUCAUUGAUUUUUACCUCAAAUACCUCCUCCAGAAUGCGUCUGCUGCCGUGGCCGAAAGCAUCCACAUCUUCAGCAGCUUCUUCUACAAGCAGCUGACACGGAGGGACAACGCCAGCGAAGGCACCAACAGCGACUCCUGUCAGCGGCAGAGGCGACACCAGCGGGUGAAGACGUGGACACGACAUGUGGACAUCUUCAAAAAAGACUUCCUGUUUGUGCCCGUCAAUCAGGAAGCUCAUUGGUAUUUAGUCGUCAUUUGCUUUCCUGGAAUGGAGGAGCCUAAAGUCGAGGCCUGGAUUGAUUCAGAAUCACAGAAGGGAAAAAGCGUCGAGUCACAGCGUCAAGAUGAGGCCCAAGGAAGUAAAAGUAUAAGUGAAAAUGCAGAGAUGCCACCUACGUUAAACCGCAGUGACGCUGUGGAGCCAGAGACAGGUGUUUCAGAAAAUGCUUCAAAAGAACCCGCCAAAGAGCCACCACCUGAUCCAGUAAACUGCACAGAGCUCACAUGCAAGAAGAAGACAGUUUGCAAGAGGCCGUGUAUUCUCAUCAUGGAUUCCCUCAAACUUUCUCUUCACGAGCGAGUAUUCAAGCUCUUAAGAGAGUACUUGCAGUCAGAAUGGGAGGUCCGACGCGGUUCAUCGAGGGAGUUUGGUCCCGAUCAGAUGAAAAGCUCACACUGCCAAGUUCCCCUUCAGGACAACAGCAGCGACUGCGGCCUCUACCUUCUUCAAUACGUCGAGUGUUUUUUGAAGGACCCUGUGGUGCACUUUGACCUCCCUCUACAUCUACGGCGAUGGUUCCCACGGCAGCAGGUUCGAAGGAAACGAGAUGAAAUCAGAGAUCUGAUCCUGAACCUUCACCGACACCAGAACCUGGACGAAGCGUGAGAGCGGCUCUGCUGCUGCGUCACAUUCCUGUAGCCGUCGUUAAUCACUGCUCAUACUGAGCAACGGACAAUUCAGUGUGAACUGAAAACAUCUUCUUUAAAUUAGAGUCUGUUAUUUUCUACAUUGACCUGAAUAGAACACGUAAACCUUGGAUUAUCUGUGGGUCUGUUUGUGAGUGAAUAUGAAGGCAUUAGCUCAUUAAAACCAACACAUUUCCGUCCAUCAAACUGCAAAGGCUGAAAGUAAACAUGCAAAUGUUUGUACACCCCAAGACUUUUUACCGAUCCCUUUUUCUGAUGAAUAUUUUACAAAAGGGAGUAUUUGUAUUUAAUUUUUUUUAUGUAGGAACACUGAGAGGAGUGUAGCAAUGGUAAAUCAUAGUUUGUACAGAAGAAUCAGGAGCAAUUUUAGAUGAAUUUAUUUGCUUUUCUGGCGUUUAAUGUGUAACUAAUAGUUCAGUUAAGUUCAUGAAUUUCCCAGUGCGAGCAGUUUUACAGGCUUAGUAUUCAGUACAAGGAAGUUUUCAAAAACAAACUAUUAAAGCCUCAGGACUGUGCCUCACUCACUCUGUUAUCCUGUCAGCCUCUUGCAUCAAAGCUAGACUCAGCGCCUGACUGCACAUCUGUGAUCUUAGACCUAGAAGUAACACUGGGACGCUGCGAUGUCAGCUGACAGCAUAUUAACAGACUUGGACUGAAUGUACAGGGUGUCCCAAAAAGAUUGACAUCAUUUGAGAUGUCCAUAUCAGAGUGACUACAUGCUCAGGAGAAAUGAUACUUUAUAGGAUUUAUUUUGCACAUGAAAUGUUUUAUUCUGCAAAUUUCAAAUGAAAAAUUCUGGGGGAUGGUAAUUUUAUAAUGUUCCAAAAUUAUUACAAAUGUUCAGUGUGUGCAUCGCUUCUGACAGUUGUGAAACUGCCGGCCGUCCAGAUCCUUUUUUCCGACACAAACAGAAACUACUUAUGCCACAUCCAAAUCUGCUUUCCUGUUGGCACUUGUUUAUGAAAUUUUCUAACAAAUUUUCUGUUGCAGCAAACGGCAUGUCCGUUCCUGAAAGCAGAAAAAUAAAAAUGAUUACACUUUUUUUGAGCAAAAUGAACAAAUUUUAAACAAUUAUUAGGUGUCAAAUUUUUUGGGACACCCUGUAAUUGUUAAAUUAUCAGUGCAGCCUACUGUAUACCGUCACUUUGCAUAGAAACUGACUCUUGUAAACCAGUAGCUUCUAUAUACUCAAUAAUAAUAAUAUAAAGAAACACUUUGGUGAAAAAUGUGGGUGAACAGGUUUUCUGUCACAUCGUCCAACCUACAGAAAGAUGUUUGCUGUGAUCAGUCAAACUACUUCCUUUUAACGAUAAAGGUAUAAGAAGCUAGAUUAAUUUUUAACAUGAAUGCCGCUUACAAAAAGUUGAGGGGUGAACACACACUGGCAUGUUACAGUUUGUUCCUGAAUGAAGACCCUUCAUGACCCGCGACACAUUCAAGUCCUCCACUACUGUCACCUAAGUUCUCCCCAGCAGAGAUCGAUCUCGAUAGUCUUGUAGUUCUCCCCUUUUUGUUCAGAUGUUUUUGUCUCAACGCCUAAAAAUGUCUUCAAUGCAGAAUUUUUUUUUUUAGACAUGUUUUGAAUGUACAGGUACUGAUGCCAAGAUUCCUUUGGUUUCAAUGUCGUAUUAAAGUAUACAGAAGAAACUGCA